Phycomyces blakesleeanus NRRL 1555(-) is the source of this 1227-nucleotide messenger RNA. Its product is annotated as carbohydrate esterase family 16 protein. The record is from RefSeq and is a predicted model, not a curated record. The transcript has 5 exons. Gene Ontology annotation, molecular function: hydrolase activity, acting on ester bonds. The coding region runs from base 1 to 1227 and encodes 408 amino acids. NCBI's taxonomy places the organism in Eukaryota, Fungi, Mucoromycota, Mucoromycetes, Mucorales, Phycomycetaceae.
AUGAAACCAUUUGUGUGUCUUGCUCUCUUGUGUCUACCAGCUUGUAUAGCCUCAGGUGUCAAACACUUGGUUGUCUUUGGUGAUUCAUACUCUGACACAGGGAAUCGGCAACGGCUUACAAACGGUCCUCUUUGGAAUGAAGAUCUUGCUGUGGGAUGGGAUGCCUCUCUUAAUAACUUUGCAUUUAGUGGUGCAUUGUGCGACAAUAAGCUCUACUCUAAUGUGUCAUCAGACACUCCUCCAAGCAUCAGAGAUCAAAUCGAGAUGUACUACCGAGAGCAGAUGAAUCACGAUCCUCUUGAGACUGUAUAUGCUUUCUGGGUCGGUGUUAGUGAUAUCCAGAAGACAAUACAAGAUCACGAUCCAAAAGAUCAAAAUCCUCCAGAUUUCACAAAGGUUGUAGAUUGUAUCAGCCAGCAAAUGCGAAAUAUCCGCAAGGUGUUUGGAGCCAAUCGAAUGAUUGUCCUGAGUGUACCGCCGUUGGAUCUUUUGCCAUAUUUUCAAGAUCCAGAUUUAAAGAAACAGUGGGGAGAUGCGUCUAAGAGCUUUAACAAGCUUCUUGAAAAGGAUAGCAUUCUAUUAAAUCAACACCACAGUGCUUUGGAACUAGAUAUUAUCCAUGUACACACAUUGUUAAGGGAUAUUGUCCAGAACCCGGCUAGUUUCGGGUUUGUGAAUGCCAAGGAUUCUUACUGGGAUGCAUGCCAAGGGCAAUGCAAGGAUAAGAUGGAUUCUUAUGUAUGGUGGGAUAAGACUCAGUUGACAGGAGGUGCUCAUCGUGCAAUUGCCAACAGUAUUCUUUUGUCUGGAUCCCUCGAGCCAUCUUCUUUCCUUGACGAGAAUGUUGAUGUCGAGGCACUUCUUGCCAAAAAGGAUUCGAUAUACCGAUCUCCUAUAUAUAAGCCAAAGGCAAAUACUGGACUUAUUGAAAAGGUUAUGAAAGACAUUAUGAAGGAACAGGGGGACUCUACAGCAAAUAAGCCUGUGACAGACAACAAGAAUGAAGGCGAAGAUGGCGAUGAGGAUGAGGAUCAGUAUGAUGAUGGUUAUUCAAUUAAUCAUAUUUAUCUUUUCGUGAUCAUUAUUGCUUUUGUCUGCAUUGGCUUCGUAUACUUUGCAAAGACGAAACGUACUGGUAAUUUAAGCGCCCUGUCUGGUAUUAUUGGCAACAGAAAUCAAGGCCGUGGUCGAUUUAUACCUCUUCGUAAUAUUGAAACGGAAGCCUAA